CCGCCAACGUGUUCACUUGUCCCGAAGCCAUGGCAGCUAAUCAACUUCCCUUUGCGGUGGACAAGUGUCCCAAGGAGUAUGACGAGUACAAGUUCACUCUGCCAGCACUGUACCGUGAAGUAGCCAAAGAGGAGCUCCGGGAAGAUGAUCUCGUGCGUGAAAAGGCCCUCACCGAAAUGCGCCAUUGGAUUGCGGAAAACCCUUACAUCUUCAAAUGCCGCACGGAUGCCAAGUUCUUGCUCCGAUUCCUGCGCUUCCGUCAGUUCUCCGUACCGAUGGCGUGUGAGGCGCUGGAGCGCUAUCUAACCGUUCGCGAGCUGUACCCGGGCUGGUUUAAGAAGCUGGACUGUAACGAUCCUAUCAUGCAGGAAAUAUUGGACUACGAACCGUUCACCUACAUCGGCCAGGACAGUGCGGGCCGGGCGGCGUUCCUUAUCCGAUUCGGUCGGUUCAACAUCGAAAAGCAUAGCCCGUCGCAGGACGCUCGGUACAUGGCACUGAUACUGGAGACGGUGCUCGAGUGGGAAGAGUUCCAGAUCGGUAGCUGUCAGGUGUUUGUCGACUAUCGGGGCUGCACCGUCGGACACUUUGACAAGUGGAGCACGAGCGAGCUGAAGAUCAUGAUGGACGUGUUCAGCCGCUCGUACCCUUUGCGGUAUGGUGAAAUUCACGGAGCAAAGCUACCGAAGCAGGCCGUGCCAAUCAUUGAGACGUUUCUUUCGUUCGCUAACCCAAAGCUGCGAGAAAAGAUCAACUGCUAUCCAACGAUCGAGGAGCUUGAGAAGCGUUUAGAGCCUGCCUGCAAACCGACCACUUACGGAGGCACGGUAGACUUCGAGGAGCUUAACCGUUCGUUCCGCAAGCGGAUCGAAGAGCAGCGAGAGAUCGUGCUCGGGCUCGAUGGAAUGGAGAUUGAUGUGGACCAUUAUACGUCGGUUUGGGAUGCGGAGGAAGUUUUGCCUGAGGCGGCAGCUGCAGGAGCUAUGUUGGAACAAUUGAACAUCAAAUGAGACAAUUUCCGAAGCAUUGUAACUGUUUGUAUCUUGAUGUUCAAUGUCAAUAGUAUUCUUCUGAGGUGCUUCAGAGGUUUAUAUUCGAAAUUGAGAAAUUAAACAUGACAACACUUUCGAUAGGAAUUAAUAAAUAAAGAUGUUCUGAAUUA
Molecule: messenger RNA, 1162 nt
Organism: Anopheles arabiensis
Lineage: Eukaryota; Metazoa; Arthropoda; Insecta; Diptera; Culicidae
Product: clavesin-1-like
Exons: 2
Coding region: 30-1010 (326 amino acids)
Cellular component (GO): membrane
Molecular function (GO): phosphatidylinositol bisphosphate binding
Source: RefSeq, a predicted model, not a curated record